Messenger RNA from Gekko japonicus, 983 nucleotides. RefSeq names its product protein unc-93 homolog B1-like. The record is from RefSeq and is a predicted model, not a curated record. Gene Ontology annotation, molecular function: Toll-like receptor binding. Gene Ontology annotation, cellular component: endosome; lysosome. Lineage: Eukaryota; Metazoa; Chordata; Lepidosauria; Squamata; Gekkonidae. The annotation marks the transcript as partial. Gene Ontology annotation, biological process: toll-like receptor 9 signaling pathway; intracellular protein transport; toll-like receptor 3 signaling pathway. The transcript has 8 exons.
CUCCGAGGGCCGGAAAAGCGAAGUGAACCUUCCACUCUCGCCAGAGGACCGACAGCCCCGCAGCAGUUAUGGAGCCAGGCGGCGACGCGCACCGGGGAGCGGUGGGGAACGGAGCGGCGCCCGACGGCCAAGGGCUGGGCGUGGUGAACAGGGCGAUGGAAGGCGCAGAGGUUCAGCUAGAUGACUUUGUGGGGGCUCAUGCUGAGUACAAUGAAGAGGAGGAAGAACGCAAAUAUUUCCGCCGCAAGCGUCUCGGUGUUAUCAAGAACCUCUUGACAGCCAGCUUGGGCGGAAUGCUAACCUACGGCGUCUUUCUAGGCCUGUUGCAGAUGCAGCUUAUCCUGCACUAUGACGAAACUUAUCGAGAGGUGAAGUACAGCAAUCUGGAGCUGCAGAAUAUUGACAACAAGAUGCUGAUGGGCAUCAAUGUCACACCUAUUGCUGCACUGCUGUACACGCCACUCCUCAUAAGAUUCUUUGGCACCAAGUGGAUGCUAUUCUUGGCUGUUGGCAUCUAUGCACUCUUUGUCUCCACCAACUACUGGGAACGUUACUAUACCUUGGUACCAUCAGCUGUGGCAAUUGGAGCUGCCAUUGUACCUCUGUGGGCUUCCAUGAGCAACUAUAUCACCCGGAUGGCACAGAAAUACUAUGACUAUGUAAACUACAAGGAAGAGCAUGUCCAGGAGCAAAAGAGAGCACCCCACGGGGCCUACAACAGCUACAUUGUUGUCUUCCAGACUGUCUUCUAUGCCUUCUUCAGUCUGAGUUUUGUCUGUGCCCAGAUGCCUACGUUCUUCUUCCUGAAGUGGUAUCUCUAUGAUAUGAAGCACACCGUUCAAGAUGUGCAGCACUGUGGCACUUCCAGCCAGGGGAUCCUCCCAGGGAUCAACUCCACAGUCCUACAGAGACUCCCACGCAGCAGCGAGCUCAUCAUGGUGGAGAGUGUGCUCAUGGGUGUGGCCUUCCUCGCCAUGCUCCUG